AUGGCGGACCCCGUAACAAACAUCAUCAUUAAGCUUGGAAGCAAGGUACACCCUCCGGCGGCAGCCCUCAAACACAUUCAAACGCUUCUACAGUUGGCUAUGAAGAAGAAGCUCAAGCUUGAUCCUCUGCUUCGCGACGAGAUUCUGGUGACUGUUAUGACCAACUAUCCGGAGUUUUAUGCUGAAUGGUCGGCAGAUGAUGUAACUGAACUUCUUGUGUUGGUCGCCGAAGCCAGUGAUGACGUCUCUCCAGUGUUUAUUCCAGAACCCUCGGAUGGAAAUCGGGCGGGGGAAUUCUUUCAAUUUUUUGCUCAACGUGCCCUAGAAUCUGUUGAAGAAGCUCGACGACGAGAUGAGUCCCAAGCUCUGUAUCUUGAAGUUGCUCAAAGAGAAGCAACACACAGACAGGAGAUUCUUCGACAACGGGUAAAUGAUUCUGAAACCCCUAUUGAAAUUUCUCCUGAUAGACCUGUUGAUUCUUCUAUUCCAUUGUCUGUGUCUAUUUUGCCUAAAAAACAAUCUGCUUUGGGUUCCGAGAAGUCCCCUGUGAAUGUUGAUCCUCUAUCUUUGCCUGUGACUAAUUUUGCUGGUGAAAAAUCUGAUGCGUUGCAUGUGUCUGAUGAGAAAACAAAGUCCUCUGAUGAGCCAAAUCCACUGAGUCUGGUUGUUUAUGCUUCUGAGAAUAUUGCUCUGCCUCCGUCUGAAACUGUUAAUGUCUCUAAAGAGUCUUGUCCUGCUGUUGAUCCUCCUGCCUUACCUGCAACUGUUAAGACUGUUGAUUUAUACAGUCCCCACAAGUCUGAGAAAACAGAAUCCUCCAGUGAAGAUGAUAAGAUACUGGCUGAGGUGUAUGGACCCCAAGCACCUUAUUCUGCUGCCCCUACUGUUGAGGCAACUGCUCAUCCUGAUUCCACGAAUUUCAGAAUUCGAGAGAUAUCAAAUAUUGUUGGGAGCUCAUCUGCAAAUGUUUCUGAUUCUAGCGACUCUGUGAUUCCAGUCCAGUCCCCAUCCAGAGAAACAAGACGGACAAAAAGGAAGAAUGUUCCAACGAAGGUUGUUGUUGAAACCAGUGCUGAUACUGUUGAUGUGGAUCAGCCUGUGAAGAAGAUAAAAUCGAGUGAGACUGCUAAGCCUGAAGGAGACCCACCUAUCCACCAAGUUUUCAAGAUUCUACGUUCCUCUGUUAAGCAACAAGGACCUACUGCUGCUCAAGCUACUUCUGCACUAGCCCCCUCUGCCAGAAAAGGGAAACCUACCACAAGGUCAAGAGGUCGAAGUGUAACUCCGGAAGUUCCACCUAUUGAAGGAAUUGAUACUAUUGUUUACAAACCUCAGUUUGUAUCCCUUGCUGCACAAACAAAAUGGGCCACUAUGGUCAGAAGGGAGCUGAUUGUUCAAAGAACUGUGGAUGAGAAUCAACUGAACUCCGUUUGCGACAUCCUGCCCUUGCUGAAUGAAGUUGGUCUUUUGAAAACUGUUACAGAUGUUUGCCCUUACUCCCAGCUGCUCACAUAUGAGUUCUAUUGCAAUCUCAGUGAUGAGAUUGACAGUCUCACAGGGCCACGACCGAUGCAAAUCUUCAUCAGAGGGACGUUGUAUGUUUUUGGGCCAGAUGUGAUAAAUAAAUACUAUGGCUUGCCUACAGUGCAAGAAGAAACUGUUACUGAAUGGGACGUGGUGGCCAAAACUCUUACCGGUGGACAUACUACAUCUUGGCCUACAGGAGAUAAGGACUAUUUGCUGAGCUCGGAUCUCACGUCUAGAUAUGUCAUCCUACAUCGCCUGGCUCUGCACAACUGGCUUCCAUCAGCUCAUUUCAACACAGUUGGCAAGCUUCUGGCAGGGUUCUUAUUUAGAAUUGGAACUAAGAUGCAAUGUGAUCUGGGCAAAUGGAUUUUUUAUCAUGUUCUAACUCUGAUUCAUCCCCGGGAACAGAAGGUAAGACUACCGUUUCCAAAUCUGAUUUUUGGCAUCCUUACCUCUCAGGGUCUUAAGCCUAUGCCCAGCGAAGUGAUCUGUCCGACGCUGCUAUAUACUAUUGAUAAACGUCUUCUUUCUGGAGAUCAUAUUAAGGAUGUCGUUCCUGUGACUGCCCCAUCCAAUUCAGAACCUGAUGCUGUGAAUGAUGAGUCUCCUCAUGCUAAAGAUGUGAUGUUUUCCGAACAAUUGAAGGCGCGAGUUGCUGAUCUUGAGACGGUGCACGGUAUCAUUGCCAAGCAACUAACGGGUGCGCGCACUGAGCUAGCUACUGUUCUUCUCCGCAUGAGCCUGUCUGAUACUGCUGCUGCUGCUGAGGAUCCCGUGAAGUCUGACUGUGACUCUCCCUCAAAUGCUUGA
This is a messenger RNA of Ipomoea nil (Japanese morning glory), 2337 nucleotides long. RefSeq lists its product as uncharacterized. Lineage: Eukaryota; Viridiplantae; Streptophyta; Magnoliopsida; Solanales; Convolvulaceae. The record is from RefSeq and is a predicted model, not a curated record. The coding region runs from base 1 to 2337 and encodes 778 amino acids. The transcript is spliced from 2 exons.